Funneliformis geosporum is the source of this 513-nucleotide messenger RNA. The record is from the annotation of a GenBank genome assembly. Lineage: Eukaryota; Fungi; Glomeromycota; Glomeromycetes; Glomerales; Glomeraceae.
AUGAUCGAUAUCAGAUUUCGAGUUCACGCAACUUCUGUAUUACAUCGUCAUCGUCAUCGUAAAAUAAGAAGAUCAUCAGACAUCAACACGGACAAUAAACCAAAAGAACAAGUCGGUGAAAACUUCAAACAACCAAUAUCGAACGAUUUAUCAUGUACCAAAUAUCCAUCAUCAAAUUCAAGAAGUACAUAUGAACAUUCAACGCCAGCUUUCGUUCCGCUUUCCGCAUCAAUUCAAUCUGCGCCUCCUUCACCCCCACAUUUUACAACCCCAUCAAGGAUAGUUCCAACAAAUUACGGAAGUGAGAUUAAAUUGAAAUUGAUGACCAGGGAAGAUAAAGUUUUACGCUUUUCAAGCAUAAGAGAACAAUACAUGAAAUAUCGACCAACGAUAAGCUCAAGACUUAAUCCUAUUCGUCGAUGUGAACUAGGUCUGCGAAGUUCGGUUGGGGUACUUUCCCCUCGUUAUCUUUCAGACGUAAAAAUGGAUACCGGAUAUAAUGAAGAUGUAUGA